Molecule: messenger RNA, 426 nt
Organism: Zophobas morio
Lineage: Eukaryota; Metazoa; Arthropoda; Insecta; Coleoptera; Tenebrionidae
Exons: 2
Coding region: 1-426 (141 amino acids)
Cellular component (GO): extracellular region
Molecular function (GO): chitin binding
Source: RefSeq, a predicted model, not a curated record
AUGAAGACGAUCAUCUGCAUCUUGUUGAUGGUGGCCUCUGCUUGGGGGCAGAGCUACAACUGCACGUCUGCAGGAAGAUUUAGGUACAAAGAUUCAGCUUGUCGUUCCUACUACUUGUGCGUUUUGUACAACGGUGGCUACGUCAAGAGUGACUACACGUGUCCAAGUACCAUGAUUUUCGACCCAACGAGCCAAACAUGUUCGACCACGGCGGUUUGCAUCGACAACAUCUGCGAUUCUGUACCUUUGGUACCACUUUUCCCCAAGUUGCCGGACCCCAAUGGGCCCGACUGUCACACCUACAUCCAGUGCAUGGGCAUAAUUGACCGCUACCCGGUGGUCGGAACGUGCCCAGACGGCCUACUAUUCGACAACAACUUCAACCCAGAACCAGACUGUUGGAUUCAAGGAAACUGUAGUACUUAA